AUGAAGAGUUCCCCGUUGCGGCGGAAAGUGAAGGCGGAGAAGCGACCGGGGAGUCCGGCGAUGAUUGGCCGAAAAGCCGACGUCGUGCCCCACAUGCCGGAUUACGUGAUCUCCGGUAUAAAUAUCGGCCCGAUGAGAUUUCUCAUCGAGAAUCUUUCUAGAAUAGGAAAGGACGGCAGUCCGAUGGCAUGGAGCGUCAAGAGGUUGUCUGCUGUCUACCAUGAUGCGGAGGAGGCCCUACGAUGUCCGGACAGACAUAGCGUUCCGUUUCGAAAUUGCGCGGCGCGCAUCCCGUACAGCCUAGAUACCUACCGGUCGGCCAGGCACUUUAGCUUUACAUACAAGCUCUCAUAUGGAGACAAUGGCACUGCAACUCGCCCCGCGAUCUCUCACACAGUACCGGAGAGCCCAUCUACUUUAAAACCGGCCGGUUCUACUUUUGGAUUCAAAGGAGGAUGGGGAAAGCCUGUGUUCGGGUCAAAGCCACAGCUAACAUCGUAUGAGAUAAAACAGAGAGAGGAAGUCCUUUCACAAAAUGCUCCUCCAGCCAAAAAUCCGCCUUCAAGAUCGCCGCUGAGAUUUUCGCAACCUCCCACUACUCAGCCCACAGCAGCAGCUCCGGAGUCACGGAUAUCAGGUACAAGCACUAGACAAGAGCAAAAACAGUUCAGAUAUGUUGCUUUGGGAAAUACAACUGCACAGGCUGGACAUCCUCCCACCACGUCGUCAGCAACUCCUAGCUAUACUGAACAUUCCAAUCCGGGCUCUAGACGAGAAUGGGGGUCAUUUGGGUCGAGAUUCAAACGGGCUCCGGCUUCAGAAGGGUUUCGCCCGUGGAAAAGUGUCCCCAUGCAGAAUUCUUCACAGGAUUCGCAAGCGGCCCCGAUAUACAACGCUGUCGCUGAACGUGAAGCAAAAUUUCGUGAAAACCCCGAUAACUGGAAAUUUUCUGGGUUUCGAAGAGUGACCUUGGGCCAUUCAAGUUCAGUAAUUGAUAAUGCCGAUUUGCCACAGCUUCCUAGUAAUCAACCUGAAGCGCGAGCCUCUGAGCAGAAGGAAGAGGCUCCUGUAUCUUCCAAGGAAGACAUUGCAGAGCAAACACACGGGAAAAUACAGAGUCAUGUUCCUGAAACGGACGAAGAAACUUGGCAGGCCCAAAAGAAACGGCGGAAAAAGGACAGGAAGUCGGUAUCGGUACGCGGAGAGCAUGAAGAUGAUGAUACUCCCUUCGGGCGUUCCGAAAAUUCUAGAAAGGACAAGUUUGACAUGGAUGAAGUCGAGAGGAAACGGAUUCGUGAGCAUCGAAAAGCUAGGAAACUGGAAAAGGAAGAGAGAAAAAAGCGUAUACGAGACAACGCCCGUACACCCAUUUUCCUUCCAGAUUUCAUUAGUGUCUCAAACCUUGCCAAUGCACUAUCAGUCCGACCACCUCUGUUCUUAAAAUCGUUGAAAGAGCUAGGUUUUGAGGAAGCUACCUACGACCACAUCCUCGACGCAGAAACGGCAGCGUUAAUCGCUACUGAAUACGAUUUUGAUCCUAUAUACGACACUCAUGUUGAGGAAUUAGUGGCCCAACCGAUUCCGGACGACAUUUCAGGUUGGCCAUUACGUCCUCCUGUUGUCACUAUAAUGGGGCAUGUCGAUCAUGGAAAAACUACAAUUCUGGAUUGGUUACGAAAGUCUUCCAUCGUGGCAUCAGAACAUGGGGGCAUCACACAGCAUAUUGGCGCUUUUUCAGUCACUAUGCCGUCGGGUAAGCAAAUCACAUUUUUAGAUACCCCCGGACACGCAGCUUUUCUUGAAAUGCGAAAGAGAGGAGCCGAUGUGACCGAUAUCGUUAUUUUGGUCGUUGCUGCAGAUGACAGCGUAAAGCCGCAAACGAUAGAAGCCAUCAAGCAUGCAAAGCAAGCCAAUGUUCCUAUAAUAGUCGCUAUAAACAAAGUUGACAAGCCGAAUGUCAAAAUCGAAGCGGUAAAACAGGACCUUGCCCAACAUAGUGUGAACGUUGAGGAUUAUGGCGGUGAUGUCCAAGCUGUUUGUGUCAGCGGGAAAACUGGACAAGGCAUGUUAGACCUGGAAGAAGCAGCAUCGACAUUGGCAGAAAUGCUUGACCUUCGCGGGGAUAAAGAAGGCAACGUUGAAGGCUGGAUUGUGGAAGCAACAACGAAGCCUGCCGGGAAAGUUGCUACUAUUCUUGUCAGACGGGGUACUUUAAGACCUGGUGAUAUCGUCGUGGCUGGCACGGCAUGGUCACGAAUACGAACGCUAAAGAAUGAAGCCGGUGUUGAAGUUGAUGAGGCUCUACCUGGAACACCUGUUGAAGUCGAUGGCUGGAGAGAGCAACCAUUAGCCGGUAGCGAGGUUCUCCAGACGAGUACGGAACAGACAGCAAAGGCAGUUGUUGCUUCAAGGCUGGAAAAAGAAGAAAGUCAACAAUUAACAACUGACACGAAUGCCAUUAAUGAGGCUCGACGCGAGAAAAGGCAACAGGCGCUAGCUGCAGAGCAGGCGAGGCUUCAAAACGAACACGGCGUUAGUCCAUCUAACAACGUCAAAUCUGGGCCCAAAGGUAUUCCAUUCAUUAUCAAAGCCGAUGUGUCCGGAUCCGUGGAAGCUAUUAUGAAUUCAAUUUCUGCUCUUGGGAACAAUGAGGUCUAUGCCAGAAUUAUUCGCUCAGGGGUUGGUCAAGUAUCCGAAUUCGAUAUCGAGCUUGCUUUCGCCUCCAACGGACAUAUACUAUCAUUUAAUCAAAGUAUUGACCCUGACAAGUCGCGGCUCGCAGACGGCUUUGGGGUUAAAAUUUUGGACCACAACAUAAUAUACGAGUUAAUCAAUGAAGUGAAAGCGAAAUUAAGUGAGCAUUUGCCGCCGACUAAGAUACACAGGGUAUCAGGGGAGGCUGAAAUUGGCCAAACCUUUGAGAUUACUGUCAAAGGGCGAGUCAAGACUCUUAUCGCCGGGUGCAGGGUAAACAAUGGUGUUAUCAAUCGUGCCCAUAAAGUUAAGGUUUUACGAGGUAAAGAUAAAACCGUUAUUUAUGAUGGAUUGAUUAAAUCCCUAAAAAAUAUCAAGAAAGAUGUACCAGAAAUGCGCAAAGGAACUGAAUGUGGUCUGGCUUUUGACAACUGGACCGGCUUCGAGGUGGGAGAUCAAAUUCAAACAUAUGAAGAAUUUUUCGAAAAGCGAUAUCUCUGA
Molecule: messenger RNA, 3195 nt
Organism: Ophidiomyces ophidiicola
Lineage: Eukaryota; Fungi; Ascomycota; Eurotiomycetes; Onygenales; Onygenaceae
Gene: IFM1
Product: translation initiation factor IF-2
Exons: 3
Coding region: 1-3195 (1064 amino acids)
Biological process (GO): translational initiation
Molecular function (GO): GTPase activity; translation initiation factor activity; GTP binding
Source: RefSeq, a predicted model, not a curated record